This is a messenger RNA of Aspergillus nomiae NRRL 13137, 1205 nucleotides long. RefSeq lists its product as uncharacterized. The coding region runs from base 12 to 1205 and encodes 397 amino acids. The record is from RefSeq and is a predicted model, not a curated record. The transcript has 2 exons. NCBI's taxonomy places the organism in Eukaryota, Fungi, Ascomycota, Eurotiomycetes, Eurotiales, Aspergillaceae.
ACAAGAUCAAUAUGGUGAAUCGUUCAAGGCGAGUGGCUCCCCUCGACAGGGACAGCUCCGAAGAAGAGCGCAAGCCGACAGUAUCCCCGGUUAACGAACAGCAAACACCCCUCGUCGUGAACCCCAAAGCGAUCUUUGGGUCCGAUCAGCCGUUACCCCAGCAUCUUACCGAUAUACUAGAAAAAUGGCACAAAGAGAAAGGCACGAAACGGCCGCCCUGUAACACUCAAAGGCCUGCGAAACAGAUGGAAUGGAAAACUUUCGAUCGUCAGGGAAAUCAUGUGAACCUCUCCGCGUAUGCGAUCAUAAAGCCCACCGCCUAUAAUGUCCUAGUGCUUCAUACUGCUGAAGGGCCUGAGAAGAUCGUGUCUCCUUACUUUCCUUUCGGCACGGGACAUGGUACCUACCUGAUCGGUUGGUCGGGGGUUCACGAUGGGUGGGAUCCUACAAUCUGUGCCGUGCGGAUGUUCUCGAAUAACCUAGACGACAUUCUUUAUAAGCCUGAGGUGUGGUCCGCAUUUGAAGUUCUUGAGAAGCGUCACAACAAGACGCAGGCCCCGACCUCACGAGCUAGCGAGAAACGAAGAAGUCUCCCGGGAGGGUCGCAGAUGCAAAUACCGCAAAGGAGGCCACAGAGAAAGAGCCUAUCAGGACCACCAGUCGCUACACAUGAUCAUAGGGCCAACAAUGCACAUGAAACAUCAUCUUCGUCAUCAUCGGCAGAGGGAGAGUCAGACGAAGAAGACGAUACUUCAGGGUCUUCAGAGUCUUCGGAGGACGAAGAGGACGAAGAGGACGAAGAGGACGAAGAGGACGAAGAGGACGAAGAGGACGAAGAGCCCGAGCCUACACCUGUAUCUAAAAGGCGCCGAUUGAAUGAGCCUGGCGUACCUGCUCUUCAGGAUGCCAAGGUGGUUUUCAAGUUGUUCUCGUAUAAAUCCGGAGCAGUUCGCUGCUUUCCGUUGGACGAGUGCCGGACUGGGAAGGAGUUCUUCGAUAAGGCCCGGAUCUUCUUCCAACUUUUUGAUAAAAAGGCGGAGGUGAAGAUCCUGUCAUGCCAAAUACAAUCCCAGACUCUACAGCAGUAUGUCUUUGAGGGCAGUGAAGGUGAGUUUACUCUGCUUGUGGAUCAAGCUAAGUCCUUGAGUCGCGAUGGGCUUGUGAUUGUUGAGGUCAGUCAUGUUUUAUCACUUUCGCCUCACUGA